Molecule: messenger RNA, 1284 nt
Organism: Aspergillus melleus
Lineage: Eukaryota; Fungi; Ascomycota; Eurotiomycetes; Eurotiales; Aspergillaceae
Gene: HUT1
Product: UDP-galactose transporter HUT1
Exons: 2
Coding region: 1-1284 (427 amino acids)
Biological process (GO): UDP-galactose transmembrane transport
Cellular component (GO): Golgi membrane; endoplasmic reticulum membrane
Molecular function (GO): UDP-glucose transmembrane transporter activity; UDP-galactose transmembrane transporter activity
Source: RefSeq, a predicted model, not a curated record
AUGAUGGCGCGCCAGAAACAAGCCACUCCUUUACAACGCGCGACUUCCUCGGAGAUCAUGCACGCGCAUUCUGGAGAUGCCGAUGCGCAAGUCAAACAGAAUGGCAGCGCAAAAGCGUCUUCUGGGGCCAAUGGAACUGCAUCGGCGAAGGACUUCUCUGCAGAAGUUCCUCCCGGUUUGGCGCAACUCGCGAUCUGCGUCCUUGGAAUCUAUGCUUCAUUCCUUUCCUGGGGAGUUUUGCAAGAAGCGAUUACCACAGUGUCUUAUCCCGUUCGUCCUUCCACUGCUGAUGAACUGGAGCCUCCCACGGAGCGCUUCACCUUCUCGAUCGUUUUGAACACCAUCCAGUCGACCUUCGCGGCCAUCACCGGCUUCCUCUACCUGUACUUCUCGACGCCGAAAGGCCAGAAAGUGCCCUCGAUCUUCCCGACGCGCAAAAUCCUGUUUCCUCUGCUUCUCGUCAGCAUCUCGUCCUCCCUCGCCUCGCCUUUCGGAUACGCCAGUCUGGCGCAUAUCGACUACCUGACCUUCAUUCUGGCCAAGUCCUGCAAACUGCUACCUGUGAUGUUCCUGCACUUGACCAUCUUCCGCAAGCGCUACCCUCUCUACAAAUACGGCGUCGUCCUCCUGGUCACCAUCGGCGUCGCAACCUUCACUCUGCACCACCCAGGAACGAGCAAGAAGGUAGCCGCGUCCGCCGAGAAGGGCUCCGGCUCGUCCACGUGGGGGAUCUUUCUCUUGUCGAUCAACCUGCUGCUCGACGGCCUCACCAACACCACGCAAGAUCACGUCUUCAGCUCCCCGCAGCACUACACCCGCUUCACCGGUCCCCAGAUGAUGGUGGCCCAGAACGUCCUCUCCACGCUCCUCACCUCCCUCUACCUCCUCAUCAUGCCGCACCUCUCCUCCACCGGCCUCCUGCAUAACCUUCUCCCCAUGCCCAUCCCGCCGUCCACGGAGGCCGAGCUCACCAACGCCAUCGCCUUCCUGUCCCGUCAUCCGGAGGCCCUCAAGAACGUGAUCGGUUUCGCGGCCUGCGGCGCCAUCGGCCAGCUGUUCAUCUUCUACACCCUGUCGCGCUUCUCGUCGCUGCUUCUCGUGACGGUGACCGUCACGCGGAAAAUGCUCACGAUGCUCCUGAGUGUGUUCUGGUUCGGGCACUCCCUGUCUGGCGGGCAGUGGCUGGGCGUGUUCCUGGUCUUCGGGGGCGUGGGCGCCGAAGCCGUGGUGCAGAGACAGGAGAAGAAGGCGAAGGAGUUGGCGAAGUCAGGGAAGAAGGCAUAG